AUGGUCUCCUUCCGCCUCUCCCUCCCUGUCCUCCUCGCCCUCCUCCCCGCGACCUUCGCCCAGCUCCCCUCCUCCGCUCCAGGUUGCGUCGCUCGCUGCUUCCAAGCCAAGAUCAACGAGGCAGGCCAGCUUGCUCCCAACGUUCAGAGCGGCAACCUUGCGGGUUUGUGCCAGACUCCGGCUUUCGUCAACGCUUGGGACCAGUGCCUUGCGGACAACUGCAGCGACGCGGACAGGCAGACGGGACAGUCGCUCGGCCAGCAGGUCUGCAACGCCGCCGCUUCCUCGGCUUCCGUCGCGCAGUCGGCCUCUUCCAGCGCCGCCUCGCUCGAGUCCUCCGCCGCCUCAGUCGCAGCGUCGGCCUCGUCGGCCGCCUCUUCCGCCCUCGCGAGCGCCUCGACUCAGACUUCGUUCGGCGCCGCAGCGAGCGCCGCUUCGUCCCUUUCGAGCAGCCUUGCCAGCGUCACCUCAAGCUUGAACUCGGACGUCUCGUCCCGCGUCUCGGAGAUCUCGGCGUCCGCUUCAUCCAAGAUUGCGAGCGUUACUAGCCUCUCUGCCUCGUCUGGCUCGUCCGGCACUGCUACCGCUUCGAGCAGCGCUCCAUCGUCUUCGCAGGGCGGAUCGAGUGCGGCCGGCGCCGUCUCGCACAACUCGGCUCUCGUCGUCGCUGCCGCCGGUCUCGCCGCACUGGUCGCCAUCGCUCACUGA
Messenger RNA from Rhodotorula toruloides NP11, 708 nucleotides. RefSeq lists its product as uncharacterized. Bases 1 to 708 code for a protein of 235 amino acids. NCBI's taxonomy places the organism in Eukaryota, Fungi, Basidiomycota, Microbotryomycetes, Sporidiobolales, Sporidiobolaceae. The transcript is spliced from 5 exons. The record is from RefSeq and is a predicted model, not a curated record.